AUGGUAAAAGAAUACAAGUUGGUCGUUGUCGGCGGCGGUGGUGUCGGAAAAUCGGCUCUUACCAUCCAGCUUAUCCAGUCCCACUUUGUGGAUGAAUACGACCCUACCAUCGAGGACUCGUACCGUAAGCAGUGCACGGUCGACAACGAGCAGGUGGUGUUGGAUAUCUUGGACACCGCCGGCCAGGAGGAGUACCUGGCCAUGAGAGAGCAGUACAUGAGAACCGGCGAGGGUUUCUUGUUGGUGUACGCGAUCAACUCUAGAAACUCCAUUGAGGAAUUACAGACCUUCUACGAGCAGAUCCAGCGUGUCAAGGACUCCGACAAUGUGCCCGUGUUGAUUGUCGGCAACAAGUCCGAUUUGGAGAUUGAGAGACAGGUGAGCUACGAGGAAGGUGCCGAGUUCGCCAAGGCCUUGAACUGCCCCUUCUUAGAGACGUCGGCCAAGCAGAGAAUCAACGUCGAGGAGGCCUUCUACGGGUUGGUGCGCUCCAUCAACGAAAAGACCGCUCCCGCCAGUCCACCAGCUGAGCCUGCUGCAGCCCCAGAGGCUGCUGACGACUCCACGCCAGCUAACACCGACGCUGUCCAGGCGUCCAAGGCUGAAGACAGCAAGCCUGCGCAGCCCAGCAAACCAGCGGCCGCCUCUGAGAGGAGAACCGCCCAGAGCCUGUCCCAGGCGCAGCAGCCCAAGGAAAAGAGCGGCUGCUGUGUGAUUGUGUAA
This is a messenger RNA of Candidozyma duobushaemuli, 723 nucleotides long. It is a transcript of the gene RAS1, whose product is annotated as Ras family GTPase. The transcript has a single exon. Gene Ontology annotation, cellular component: plasma membrane. The record is from RefSeq and is a predicted model, not a curated record. The coding region runs from base 1 to 723 and encodes 240 amino acids. Gene Ontology annotation, molecular function: GTPase activity; GDP binding; GTP binding. Gene Ontology annotation, biological process: signal transduction. NCBI's taxonomy places the organism in Eukaryota, Fungi, Ascomycota, Pichiomycetes, Serinales, Metschnikowiaceae.